AUAAUGCUAAUAUAUUAAAUAAUUACUGUGCUUAAAGUAAAUAACUCCAAUUAAAUAGUUGUCUGAAAAGCUUCUGCUAACCAGUUACUACUUCCAUUCAAGAUGGCGACGUUAGGUGCUGCCGUCCGAGUUUCUCCUUUGAUUAAGUUUGGAAGGUGGACGGCACUUGUUGUUGGCCUCCUUUAUGGAAGGAGUCACUUCAAGACGCUGAGUGCGCAAGAGGUAAUCAUAAGAGAAGAGGAGGCCAAGCAAGCUGUCAUCCGAGAGCAGCAGUUGGCAGAAGAAAAGGCAAAACUUAACAGAUCGGAGUUGCUGGUUCUCGCCAAGGAAGCAGGAGUGACAGUUCCACCUGACUUUUAAGUUAAUGAUGGCUUCGUUAGUGUGCAAGUUCUCAGAAUGUGAAGGAAAGCCCUUUGGCAUGUGAUGUAUAAAGUGUAAUAAUUCAUAUUUAAAGUUUUA
Macrobrachium nipponense is the source of this 459-nucleotide messenger RNA. RefSeq names its product ATP synthase subunit e, mitochondrial-like (gene ATPsynE). Gene Ontology annotation, molecular function: proton transmembrane transporter activity. The transcript has 3 exons. Bases 103 to 360 code for a protein of 85 amino acids. Lineage: Eukaryota; Metazoa; Arthropoda; Malacostraca; Decapoda; Palaemonidae. Gene Ontology annotation, biological process: proton motive force-driven ATP synthesis. The record is from RefSeq and is a predicted model, not a curated record.